This is a messenger RNA of Kogia breviceps (pygmy sperm whale), 987 nucleotides long. NCBI's taxonomy places the organism in Eukaryota, Metazoa, Chordata, Mammalia, Artiodactyla, Physeteridae. The record is from RefSeq and is a predicted model, not a curated record.
GUGCGCACAGCGCGUGUCCCGGGCUACACGCCGGAAAGACACCUUCCUCCUUGGCAAAGGGGAAGAAGAGUACAGGUCCCCAGUGGGCGGGGUUUGCAGCACCUGAGGUCGUCAUGGCUACGGAGCCCAAGACCCCUGAGGCCGCCUUGGCUGUGGAGCCCGCGGUGCCAUCGCUUUUGGAUAGUUACUUCACUCGCUGGUACGAAGCGGUUUUUGCUGAAGAGGGUUUGAAGCUUGCUUCAAGUGUGCAAGUUUUCUCAAAACAGCUGAAAGAUGAUGAUAAGUUUAUGCUUCUCCUGGAAAUCAACAAGCUUGUUCUUCUCUGCUACCAGCUCCAGACAGUAAGUAAGACACCUUUGCAGAAUCAAGUGUUUCUAAAGGUUGAUCAGAGUAUUACAAAGACAAGAGGCAUAAUGGCUAUUUUCAACCAACUUCUCUCGUUUUGCUAUAAACUGCUGAAGAAGAGUAAAGCAGAAACCAAUUGUCUUAAUUCUUUCCAGCUUCAAGUGGAAAACCACCGAUGGAUCUCAGAUAGAAAUAAAGAUUCUGUGGACUGUAAAACUUGAGAAGCUCUUGCGGUCAGAUCUCUGCAACACCAUGUGGCAAAGCUGACAUUUUUAGAAAGCAAACGAUCCUGUAUAUUUCAGAACUACAACAAUUUUGGAAAGAAAACAAACUGAAAUCUUGCUUUAUUUUCUGAUCAUGAAACGGAUUGUGAAGCUUUCUGACAACUAUAAAUGCCAUGGUAGUUGCUCUAUUUCUAAUUGCAGUGUGAUUUUAAAUGGGACAUUGCCAUGAAUAGUGUUCUUUAAAAGGCAAACCAAAUAUCCUUACUGCCUUCAUGACAACUUAAUCCAAAGAAGCUAUUUUGAAAAUAUGCUCACCUUUGGCACAUUUGACCCUAACUUCCUAUGUUUCUUAACUUUCAGCUUAUCAUCUGGGACACUGAUUUGCAGCAGAAGAAACACAGUAGUCUGGGUGAUGCAG